AUGCGUACACGGAAGAAAGCCCGCUUGGGUUUUGACGCGAACGGUGUCUUUGUCUAUUCCGCCUCUGCUGCUUCCAACAAUUAUCUUCAAAAUCAAACGCUGCUGGUUCCUCGCAAUGUCAGGAUUACCCGCGUUCCUGGAUCCGUUGACAGACUUUUUGAGAGCGCUUUCGAGGACUGUCAAGAGCUUGAGGAAGUAAUGCUGGAGGAGGGCGUCGAAGGAUUGGGACGACGUACCUUCUUGGGUUGUGCCAUGCUGACAACAGUAAGGUUUCCAUCGACUCUGCGGACUAUUCUAGACUACGCCUUCUACGACUGUCAUAGCCUAUCUUCCGUUGAGCUGCCAUUGAGCAUCGAAAUCAUUGGAAUUGGGGCUUUUGAAAACUGCUCCUCGUUGCAGCAUUUGGAUUUGUCACAGCACACUCGGUGUACAAAUAUUGAUAAGUGCGCCUUCCAGGGUUGUUCUGAAUUGUCAGUGGCCCGUCUUCCACCCAACAUCAAGGGAUUGUUUCCCAUGGAAGUAUUCUGUGACUGCUCCGCUUUGACGCAUCUCCGAUUCCCGCCUGGUGUCACUGACAUUUCUCCCUCUGCAGUGGAAGGCUGUUCGUCCUUGGUAUCUUUGGAAGUUCCAGAAGGAUUGUGGAGGCUCGAUGUGGUGCCUAAUAUCACUGGCGGCUCGGAUGGCAUACAAUCUUGUUCUUCCUUGGUAAAUUUGUUUACACCUCCCGAGCAGUGGGUUGUACGAAGCAUGGAUUCCUUGCCCUUUCCCCCUGACUUUCAACUGGGAAGACUCGCAGUGGCCUGGAGAGAUCUUAUCCCCAAACUACAGCGCCGAUUCGUAGAUCGACCGUUGCAUAAACUAUGCUACUUUCAGACCUACCAGUACUCUACACAAGACACGAUUCUCAAGAUGCGAGAUAUUCUCGAGGCACAUCCAAUCGGUGCUCACGCAGCCGCGGAACAAGUGGACACUUUUGGAAUGACUCCCAUGCACAUUUUAAUGCUGGCGGAAACCCCAGUCAUGGAAUUGGUACAAGAGCUACCAACUUCUAUUAUUGAGACCAUGAUACAAGCCAAGGAUUCGUUUGGAUCGACCCCGUUAGAUUAUCGUUGCAAGAAUGCUGCUGGGAGGCAAGCCAUUCGAACUUGGCUACCAACUCUUCUCCAACAGCGACUCCAAUAUAUUGGACUGGAACAAUGGAGGCAAGAAGUAUUGACAGAACAGGAAAAAGGAGUCACAUUAUUAGUAUCAGAUGAUGCCGAGACUUCGAGUCGACAAGUUGAAAGGGUGUUGCGCAAAUUGAUUCAGUGCGAAAUCCGAGAGAUACUUUCCUUGUUGGAAAUGGUCCUUUGGAAAACAAAAUUGCUGAAAACAACAACGAAUGAUGGCAAUAAUGCGGGUGACAAUGAUGUUCGUGAUGGUGGUGAAGAGGAAUCAUGUAUCAGCACCCAUCGACAGAGCUGUCGAGUCCACUCUGGUAUUUCAAUUGUCGUUGAGAAUGUGUUGCCUUUCCUUCUCUCCUCGAGAACAAGCUUGAACUGA
Cylindrotheca closterium is the source of this 1542-nucleotide messenger RNA. Lineage: Eukaryota; Bacillariophyta; Bacillariophyceae; Bacillariales; Bacillariaceae. The record is from the annotation of a GenBank genome assembly.